Chara braunii is the source of this 2234-nucleotide messenger RNA. The record is from the annotation of a GenBank genome assembly. NCBI's taxonomy places the organism in Eukaryota, Viridiplantae, Streptophyta, Charophyceae, Charales, Characeae.
GCGGUCAACGUUGUUCCUCUCGGUACCGUCAUGUUGUGCGCGAAGACUCCUGGAGGUUUGCUCAAGCUGCACAGUAACGGCUUGUACGACGAGUGCAAACUGCCUAUCAGAGGUGUUAAUGGUGUGAUAGUGACCAUCAAGCGUUUCGCGGGGUACGGCUCGAACAUGCCGUUGUGCUCUCACUUCAAAGACCUUUACGAUGGCGGCAGCAAGCGUCUUCCAUCGCCAGAGCAAUAUCUCGAUCUCGCGCUGAUGGUGCCGAAAGAACGUCCGGUUCUUCCGCCAGAGCAUGUUUUCUGGCUUCUGCCACCCCGUGAGGGGUCGUCCGGCUUGGCUCAAGAAACUCCAGGUACGGCAGUGGGGCGCAAGAGUCUGAUUCAAAACGUUGGGGGUCGGGUCAAGGGACGCAGCGUUCACACGCAGGUCGUCCCGGAUGCUCUUGGGAACACGUCAGACUUGCAUUCUCAUGGGACAGGGACUCAACGGGUCGGUACUCCGAAAAUUAUCAAGGUCCGCUGCGGCGGCGACACGUAUUCGCUUCGAGAUGAGACGACAAGAGAUUCAAGCAGAUCGGGGCUAGAUGUCGGAGGGAAUGAGGCUGAAGGGAUGGGCGCUGUCCGCGAAAGCUCUGGCGGGGUGCAGACUCCUUCGGAGUCCUUCGGAGAAGAAGAGCGAGCGACAGAGGAUUGUGCGAGAGGAGGUGGCGGAAGAAACCCUCCGCAUGAAGAGGAGGAGAGGAAAAUCGGAGGCGGUGAUGGGCGGGGAUGGAGGCGGAAGACUGCUGAGGCGACGAGUGGGGGCGAACGGCCUGUCGGUGAGGAGUGCGACAAAGCGGCAGCGUUAUGGCACGAAUACGAGCGGAACGAUGGCGGUGAGAUCGUGGAGAAAGAGCUCCUCGUCCAACUGCUCAUCGACCCCAGGAAGGUUUGCAACAUCCUGUCUUGGGGAAAAUAUUACAACCACCGCAGUCUAAAUUGGGAAACCGUGGACGACAUCAAGGCUGCGAUGCUGAGUCAAUACCUCGAGAAAAGGGGGAAGAUCUGGACGAAAAACCCUUUGGUUCUAGCACCCAUCUAUAAGCCGGUAAUGCGUGGGUCGGAGAUAGCUAACAGGGUUCAGAAAUAUGACUUCAAGACGGAGGACAAGGACAAGUACUACUAUUACCCUGUUAACGGACAACACACCGUGGCUGCUGUGAAGGAGUUGGAGUGUGAGCCAAUAUUCGAUUUGUGGAAGAUGCACUCCUGGCCGGCGAGAGUAGUGUGGUUCUCCGACCGAGAUUUCGCGGGGUGUAGGCAGUGGACGCCGGUCGUGACGGCCGGUGAUGACGUUUUUCGCAAAGUCAUGGAGUUCUACGCGAAAUGGGCGGAGGGGAAGUUGUUGGGCAGCGACGGUAAAACGCCAUUGUCGAGGCCGGGUAAAUACAUGCCUGACAAAUCUUCGGGUCUGCAAGCAAUUCCUGAAAAUGGCACGAAAGGGGCGGCUGGUGAAACGAAGAUGGGGUGGCUGGUCCGGGUCCCGCCGCCUCCGACCAAAAAGAAAACGCAAGCGGACGACAAGUUUUUCAUGGUCGUGAAGGAGCCAGACAUGUUCUGUUGGCAGUCUCUCGCCAACAUGACCGAUGUCGAGAAAAUGUCGAUCCUCGACGACAUUCUCGCACUAAGAGGAGUGUUCGUGCAAUCCGCGGGCGGCCAUCUGAAGCGUCAGCAUAAACCUGAAAUUAAAGAAAUGGUCGCGACGACGAAAGUGGACCGUGUGAUGCUCCGUAUGUUCUACUACAUCUUGUUCCUUGAAACGGAGGAGAACGAACGUGUUUGGCGCCACGGGAGCCCAUUUUUUCGGACCGAGGGGAAGCUUCUGGAGGAGUUCGGGCCGCAGGGCCUCAGGAAACAUGUGCGGGUCGAAAUGCGAAAGCAUUUCCAGGGCGCGGUGGAGUACGUGAACCCUUGCAAACGUACUCUUUCACACGAGAAGGAGUCCAUUGACGACGCGAAGAGAUUGUACGAUGAUGACAGGUUCCCUAAAUCUUUCGAAAAAUCUGUCCGUUCCAUCUUGCGACGGACGGACGAAGAAGUUCGAGACACGAUCAGGGUCAGCGGGGAUGUGAGGCACAUCAAAUGGCCCGACCUCAACCGGGUGACCAGCCUUAUUCCUUUCGCUUUUUCGCCUUCCUAAGCUCACAGUCAUGUCACUGCGAUCCGUGAGGUUGUGCGACAUUACGUGUGCAACCUGUA